AUGGGCCGCCCCAAGAGAGUCCUCUCCUUCAUGUCGCAAUGGGGCGGGCUGCCACACACGCUGCACAAAAACCCUCCCUCUGCGGCUCCCUCGCCGGGCUCCGCGUCCCCUGCCGGCCCCCCCUCGCCCUUGCCCAGGCAGCCCGCUGCCUCCAACAGCUUUGCCCACUCGGCCACCGCCCUGGAAGCCUACAACAACGACCGCCCGCCGUCGCGCACCGCCACCCACCGCGAGCGCAGCGACUCCCGCGCCUCGGUCCGCCCCAUGUCCAUGAUCCAGACAUACCAGCCGCCCGUCAUGGAAGUGAGCCACGACACCCUGCCCGAGCUGCAGCGCAUCUUCAUGUUCCUCAACAGCCAUUCCAACAAGCUGUACCAGGAGGGCUAUUUCCUCAAGUUCCACGACACCGACUCGCGCGGCCGUCCGGCCGCAGAUCGCCGCUGGCAAGAGUACUUUGUCCAGCUCGUGGGCACCAUUCUCUCGCUGUGGGAUGCGAGUGCCCUCGACCAGGCUGGCGGCGAGGGCGAGGUGAUACCGACCUUUAUCAACCUCACAGACGCCGCAAUCCACAUGAUUCCCUCCAUGACGCUCAAAGACGGCAAGAAGCUCGACAACAUCCUCAGCGUGUCGACAGCCGCCAGCAACAAGUUCCUUUUCCACUUCGAUUCAUACCACGCCCUCACACAAUGGACCGCCGGCAUCCGCCUGGCCAUGUUCGAGCACACGACGCUCUCCGAGGCAUAUACUGGCGCAUUGAUUGCAGGCAAGGGCAAGGCACUGAACAACAUCCGCGUCAUACUCGACCGCCAGUGCGCAAAGUACGAAGACUGGGUCCGCGUUCGAUUCGGAGCAGGCACUCCGUGGCGCCGAUGCUGGUGCGUCGUUUCUCCGCCAGACGAGAAGGAGUAUGUCAGACUACAAAAAGUGCAAAAAAAGGCCGGCGCCUACGAGCGACCACCAGUCCUCCGAGGCGACAUCAAAUUCUACGAAACCAAAAAGGUCACCAAGCGCACAAAGGCCAUCGCCACGGUCAAAGACGCCUACUCCUGCUACGCCAUUUACCCCCAGUCAAAACCCCUCAUUGACCAGUCCACGCUCGUCAAGAUUGAGGGCAAGAUCACCGUGCACUCGAAUCCAGAGAGUACGACCGAAGGCUUUGUUUUUGUUCUGCCAGAAACACGACCCGCCAUUUCCGGUUUUGAGAUUAUGCUCCAGUUUCUCUUCCCUGUGUUCGAUACCUUUUCCCUAUACGGCCGGCCCAAGAAGCUGAUUGCAGAUGUUCUGGACACGCGAGGAUUAAUGUUUGCUAUGCCGUCCGAUCGGCGCUACGGAUAUCUGGAAAUGUGGGACGUGGUGGGCCUGAUCAACACAGAGGGCAGUGACAAGUGGUCAGAGCGCCAGUGGAGAAAACAGUUGAAGGACCUGACAUCGACCCGUAUGAUGAACUCGGGCUCGGAUUCAGAUUCUGGCUACAGGCGAGCUAGCCGCAGGAACACUGUGAGCCGAGCAGGCUUCCCCCGUCGUGGCCUACGUUUUGAAGAUCAAGGCUCCGUCCGCUCCAGCCCGUCUACGCGCCAGUCAUCUCCUACAAGGAGGAUACCGGAAGACCUCCAAGUGCAAGCGCCCCGUCGUAUUGGAACUGCACCAGCCGUGAGUCCGUUUGGUACACCACGCCAUCAGCGCUCCGUAUCCGAGCAACCCAAUGGUCAACUCCAAACGACACCGCCAAAAUUCGUCCCUAUUGAGGCAUCGUUGCCAGACGAGCGUGCGCCAACGCCGCCUGAGCAUCGUGUCUUUCACGAGCCUUACCAGAAUGGCGCCGUGCAGCCUUACGACAGUUCUGACUACGAUGAAAGCCCUAUAAGGGAGCCAGAAAACUUGCCGCCGCCUCCUGCAGACUUGGCUGCCCCGCCUCAGGGUAUCGUCGAUCUCCCACCAACCCAGGAGCAUGCCGCCAACCAGAAGCCGCCCAUUCGCCCAAACAUCCCCACCAUGAAGCCAAACCCAGCCGUCGACUCUGCCACACUUCAGCAGAUGGCUGACGCUGUACAGCCCGGCGUAGCCAACGCCGCCCUUGCUAGCCCUUCUUGGAGAGGCCAUGAAACCAUACAGAGUAGGCGAAGCGGCGACUACGGUGAGCCAGCACCAGCCAUGACGCUUGAUGUCACUUCAAGGCCACCGCCAUCAAACCAAAACUCUGGCAAUCGUCUGUCCACGAUUCCUGCGUCCCCUUACGUUGAGCAUUCAGAAUUUGUCGACUCCCCAAAUGGCUACCAUCCCAUUGCCCCGCCUGUUCCAGAGCAUAGUGAGUUACCACAGGAAUCGCAAAGCCAGGAGCUCCCCUUCCGCCCCCAGCCUGGGAAUGGCAGCAUUCCGCGUAAGCCAGUGCCAGGUCCGUCUCCCCUCGCCUCGCAAGAGGAUGAUACCCUCUCAACCUCUAGCUCAAGACUCGACAGUUUACGAAACGAUAUAAUCGACCCUGAUGCACUCGACACUCUCGAUCGCCAUCCAAGCUCCUCAAGCAGCCGUUACGACGAUGACGGAAUAUCUACAUCUACCCCAGACUAUGCCAGUGUUACUGAAGAGGAACCUACGCCACGCCAGCUUCCCCAAAGGCGCGAGGAUCGACCCCGGAGUGGGGUGUUGACAGUGGUUGGAGACCCGAGCGUAAAGGUUCCUACGGAUGCUCAAAUCGGAUAUCAGUCUGUGUUGGACCCAGCCAAACCUGCCGCAGAGCCAGUGAAACCACCUACCGAGGACGAGAUGCCAAGCAUCGACUUUGGACCGACCUAUGCUUUGGACUUUAAUGAAAAGCGCCCAAGUACGAGCGGAACCAUGACACAGAUGCUGCACGACAGUGGAGCUUCACAGCCAAGGGAAAAUCCUGCAACAACUCUCGGGGAGCAAAAAAGGCAUUCCUACAUGGCUGCUCCUAGUCCUCCUUACGCGUCUGGACACAUGCGUAGUAUCUCUGAUUCUACACAGAUCCAUGAGCCCCGACAGGUGCCUUGGCAGCCAGCUGCACCCCAGAACCAUCACUCAGAUAAACUGAGACUGGAUCCUGAAGACUGGGUAUUGCACCGUGCGUCUCAGCAACAGCCUAUAAUGCAUGGGCACUCGAGAAGUGUAUCGCGUACGCCUCCACCCUUUGGUCGCACACACUCGGGGGAUUGGAGCCAAGUGCAGCGAUCUCUUCAAGAAUCCCCAGGCCAUGUACGCCCGCCAAGUCGCCCGUUGAGUUUUGCUGCCGAUACACUGCUGGUUGAUAAACGACCCACAACAUUGUCGGCCCGCGAACAAGAACAGGUGGCGCGAAUGACAAAUACGCCACUUCUUGAUCUGACACAGACCCCCAAGAAGUUGCAAAAGGAGCCUGCCACGGGUCUAACAGGCUUCAUUGACAAUCGCGAAAAGGAAAGGGCCGCCUCCAAGGUCAAUCGCCAGAGCUAUUCGUCGUCUAUGCAAGCCGAAAUCGACAGGCGGACGCUGGCGGCCCAGCAGCGCCAAAUCAUGGAGGUUCAGCAACGUCAACAGAUGGAAGCUCAGCAGCGCCAACAGAUGAUAGUACAACAACAAUUGCUGCAGCAACAGAAACAAUUGGCCUUGGCGAAAAGUAGCUAUACCCCAAGCAUGAUGGGAACACCAAGCGGCAUGGGUGCUGCAAGUGUUAUGGGCGCUCCUAGUGUUAUGGGCGCUCCAAGCGUCAUGGGCGCCCCGAGUGUUAUGGGUGCUCCUAGCAUGGUGGGCACUGCCAGUGUCAUGGGCAUGCCCACAGGUCCAGGGACGCCGUCUAGCGUAGCUGGUAUGGGGUACUCUACACCAAACCAGAUGCAUCCCAUGUAUCAGCAACAGCAAUACUUUCCACAACAGCCAUCCACUCCAUACAUGCAGGUUCCUGGUGCUUGGGGUACACCACCAGGCCAAAUGUCGCAAGGCCAGUACUUUCCGCAACAGUCAUCGCCAGGCUAUAGCAAUAUGGGUCAGCAGCAACAGCAAACACCACCAACACAGGCCUACGGUGCAAGUUUCGACCAAGCCCAACAGGCGGCAAAGCUUGCAUACCAACAACAACAGCAGGGUCAUUACCGACGAUAA
Molecule: messenger RNA, 4095 nt
Organism: Exserohilum turcica Et28A
Lineage: Eukaryota; Fungi; Ascomycota; Dothideomycetes; Pleosporales; Pleosporaceae
Exons: 4
Coding region: 1-4095 (1364 amino acids)
Source: RefSeq, a predicted model, not a curated record